CGACAUAUUUGAAUAAAGGAGGAAAGAGUCAUGACAACUCAUAUAAAGAUAUUUGUUUAUGAAUCGAUUUUAGUCUCUUUCUUUUUGCUUUCAAAGAUGAACAAACGACCGUUAAAUGAUGCUGCAUUUAGUAUUCAAGGUGUUAAUCCAGGUUUAAAUACCCGAGAAGAAUUAACUACAAAUUCAUCUCAACAAACAGCCGGAAGAAUUAUAUGUGAAAGACAACAGCUGUUAGCAUGUCCUUAUUUACAAAAUAAUGAACAAAUAAAAUUACUUAAUUUACAAAAAAAUUGUAUUGUUAAAAUAACAAAUCUUGAUCAUUUAACAAGUCUCGUUGUACUUGAUUUAUGUGAAAAUGAAAUUGAUUGUAUACAAGGUUUAGAUAAUUUAAGUUUAUUACGAAUUCUUCGAUUAGCCAAUAAUAAAAUAAAACAAAUUAAAAAUCUUGAUUCACUUACACAACUUGAUGUAUUGGAUUUAAAUGGAAAUCAAAUUUCUCGAAUUGAAAAUUGUAAACAUUUAAUACGUUUACGUGUUCUUAAUUUAGCAAAUAAUCGAAUAGAAAAAUGUGAAAAUUUACGACAUUUACAAAAUCUUGUUGAACUUAAUCUUCAAGGAAAUCUUAUUACUUCUGUGAGUGAUCUUGAAAAAUUACCAAUUCAAAGAUUAUUUCUAAAUUUUAAUAAAAUUCGAAAAUAUGAAGAUAUGCGUUGUAUAUCAAAACUUACGACACUUAAAUUAUUAUCACUUGAAGGCAAUCCAUUACCAUUUCCAUCUUCUUAUGAACAAAUUAUUCUAUCUCAAACUGAUCCUUCCUCUCCAAUGAAACAAGAUUCUCGUCAACCAAUGAAUAUAGAUAAUCGUAUCAAUCGAAUUAUGCGAUUACAACAGAAUAAUUUAAAUCCUGAAACAACAAAUAAAUAUCGUGAUCGACGUGCUCUUGAUGUUAUUUCAAAUCAACAAGAUUCUAUGAGUGAACGAAGUGAUACGGAUAUUGAUUCUGGCAGAAAUAUUCCACCACCGAUUCUCAAUCGAACAUCAUCAGUUACACAACAAAAACCUGCAAUAAAAUUAAUACAAGAAAUGAGUAGUCCAAUACCUCCUCCUGUUGAAACAAAAUUAAAUUCAAUAUUCAAUGAAACAAAACUUAAUCCAAUUAUUAAUGAACGAUCGAUAUUAGCAAAAAGUUUAGUACAAUCAGCAAUUGAUGAUGCUUUUCGAAAAGAAUCAACAAUACUUCAAUUAGAACGUUACUGGCCAUUAUUAUUAACACAAUUUCUAACGGAUAAAAACGAACUGGAAUAA
Messenger RNA from Adineta steineri, 1305 nucleotides. The record is from the annotation of a GenBank genome assembly. Lineage: Eukaryota; Metazoa; Rotifera; Eurotatoria; Adinetida; Adinetidae.